Molecule: messenger RNA, 2751 nt
Organism: Oppiella nova
Lineage: Eukaryota; Metazoa; Arthropoda; Arachnida; Sarcoptiformes; Oppiidae
Source: the annotation of a GenBank genome assembly
AUGAGUACCCAUUCAUCCACUAAGACAUCACAUCCGACCGCCACUACUGCUCAUAAUGACAUCACUCCUACCGGUGAUGGACAGUCCGUCAAGACAUCCCACACGACCACUACUACUGCUCCUAAAGACACCAAUACUGUCACCCCUACCAUCGAUGAACAGCCCAUGGAAUCUCAUUCACACGACCCGAACACACAAAACACACCAUCAAUGGCCACAAGACAUGCGAUGACCACUUAUGCCCGUAAUCGUCAGCCAAUGAAAUCUCGAUUUAAAGGAUUCGCUAAACGAUUGAAAGUUGGGAACAGUUCACCGAUGCUUAUGAAGAAGACAAUGGCGCCCAUGAGUUCACGGAUUUUAAAUUGCAAAGUAUGUCUGUAUAGCACACGAGACCAUCUGAUGCUCACCCGACAUAUGCUACGCGACCACUCUUCCAAUGAACACCCAAUCCAUGGCACCGGCACCUCAUCGACCACUUCUGGCCGUAGAGUACCCUCUCAUUCACUAUCCUCUUCGCAGGCGUCAUCGUCAGACACCUCGAGAUCCAGUGAGCGGUCGGUGUCAAUGGAUUUCUACUUAAACUCAUCGGACAGUGAAAGGCGUCCCAAGACAUCGCACUCCCUGUCCACUCGAGAUGUAAAUUUCGAGGUCAAUGACGUGGUUUGGGCUAAAUGUAAGGGCUUUCCCUGGUAUCCGGCGAUUGUUGUUGACCCCAACCGGACAGACGAUUCCGAUGGCAUACCAGUGCCGUCCGUCAAUGUAUUGGAUUUGCGACCAAAUGGCACGCAAUGUAACCAUUAUUUGGUUAACUAUUUCGAUGCCCAACGCUUGUGGCAAUGGUUACCCCGUAAUAUGUUGGAGCCAUUGGGUGUGGACACGGAUAUGGAUCGCAAAAAGUUGAAAGAAGUUCCUGAUAAUCUUAACGAAGACACCAAUGCAGACAUGAAUGCAUCGAAAGCUCGUCAAUCAAAUGCAGUGGUAUUCAAGAAGUGGUCCACAGAUACCACGCAAACGAUAAUUAAAGGCAAAAGUUGUGACAAAUACUCAAAUGAUAGUCAAAAUGAGUCAUUAGUUUCUGAUGAUCUGAACGAAGAGCCCAUCGAUGAAGACAUGAAUGCAUUGAAUACUAAUGACACGAAUUGCACACUAAAUGCAAUACAAUCUCAACACAAGAACUCAGAUAGCAGUCCAUCGACUGAUACAUCGAUGGAUACAAUGAGUGAUACACAAGGUUUGGACACAAAUUGGCGAAAGUCUUCACCAAAUGAGUGCAAAGAUAUGGCAAACGAUAACUCAAUGGAUUUUGAAUGCAAUGAAUGCCGACAAGUGUUUGACACUAAACUCGGUCUCGAAAUACAUGUGAAUAGAGUUCACAGACUUCUCGAGACAUAUGUCUGCAGUGAAUGUCUUCAGGAGUUUCUCACAUCGGAUCAGAUCUCCAGACAUAUAUCCGAAGAGCACUGCGAAGACGUUCAGACAAAUCGCUUUUCGUGUGAAUUAUGCGGUCAUAAGUGCGAUAGUAUUGAGCCAUUCAUGACACACAUGACCACACAUUUAAGUGAUAAUAACAGAUCCAUUGUCACCGAAAGCCAUACUAAUAGCUAUACCUGUAAUGGACAGCUCUUCAGAUGUAAUUCGUGUGACUUUAAGUCAAUUUACAGACAAUCGUUGGGACGGCAUAUCCUGAGGAAUCACUCAAACACUCCUAAACCCUUCGACCCCUUAAGACCCUUCGAGUGUAAUAUCUGUGGGAAUUCCAUACAUCGCAAAGGCAUGCAUUCAAGUGCGAACUCUGUCCAUACGCCACAUACCGGAGCUCAUACAUCAUCACCCAUAUGUCCAAUAAGCAUCGAUCGGCGGUGGAAUAUGUUGCCGAUUUUAGUUACAGAAACGCCAAACUUGCCGCAAAACAAUGCAUUCGGAUUGGAAGAGCCGUUCGAUGAAGACAUGAAUACAUUGAAUACUAAUGACACGAAUUGCACACCAAAUGCAAUACAAUCUCAACACAAGAAUUCAGACAAUAGCUUAUCGACUGAUACCAGUAUAGAGACUGAAGUAUCGAUUGAAAGCCAGAAUUUGAAUAAAAAUUGCGGAAAAUCUCCACAAAAUGAAUGCAAGAAAACUUUAGACUUAAAUAAUAAUAAUUCAAUUGACUAUUGGUGUUAUGAAUGCCAACAACUAUUUGACACAAAAUCUGAUCUCGAGAUACAUGGGAACGGCGUUCACAGGAAUAUCGAGUCAUUCGUGUGCAGUGAAUGUCUGCAGGAGUUCCUCACAUUGGGUCAGAUAUACCGACAUAUAUACGAAAAGCACUCCAAAGACAUUACGAAUCGGUUUUCGUGUGAUUUAUGCGAUUAUAAAUGCGAUAGCAUUGAGGCAUUCAUGGGACACUUGGCCACACAUUCAAAGGUUAACACCAAACCAAAUGAUACAAUGGAUAAGAAUGGUCGACGACUGUACAGAUGUAAUGUCUGUAACUUCGAGACGAGGUAUUGUCAAUCGUUGACCAGACAUGCGGCCUCUCAUACCGAUAUUCAGCGGUACUUCAAAUGCAACGUUUGUGGGAAGCGCUUGAAAACCGAGAAUAUCUUAAGACAACAUAAGAAGGAAUUCCAUACAAAACAGAGAAAUGCCUACAAAUGCACAUUAUGUAGGUUCACGACCGGAACACUUUUCUUAACCAACAUAUGCUAUGCCAACAUUCAAUGUCCGUAUGAUCUGAUCGGCCAAAUUAAGACCAAGUGGUCGUAA